GUCGCUUUUAAUGCGGGUUACAGGCGUGCGGCGCUUAUUUUAUAUAAAGGUGCUUUGCAUGAAAGAGUGGAACUUUUUCUUGCCUUCAGGAAAGCCAUGUUCCCUUCAAGAGCUGUCCUCCUCUUCGGUUUGGCUUUUGUCUUCGUUGGAACGAAAGGGCAGGAUGGUUUUGACCUUGCUGAUGCUUUCAAAGAUGGUCCCACUAAAGCCCCAGCCGUUGAUCCUGAUUUCCCUGAUAUUGAUUUAGAUUUUGAUCCCGAGGUUCCUGCACCCCCGAAGGACCGCAAUAACAAUCCUGAUGAAUUUGAUUUAAAUGAUGCCCUUAACAAUGAAGACAAAUAUACACCAACAAAGCUUCCAAAGCAGCCAGCUAAUGGUGACCCAGAUCGUCAGUUUGGGGACCUAGACCUCCUGGAUGCUGCAGGCGUUGGCCCUGACAAGUUCAUUCCCAAAGAUGAUAAGCAAGAAAGUGAUCAAGAUGGUGGCAAUGGUACUCUUACUGGCAUUAUCACUGGUGUCCUGCUGGCUCUGGGUGGUGGAGUAUCAAGUUAUAUCCUUUACCAAAAGAAGAAGCUGUGUUUCUCUUUGACAGGGAACUCAACUGAGCAGAACACCAAGCAAGAGAAUGUACGUGGUCAGCGAGAGGACCCCCAGACUUACAGUACUCUUCUGCAAACACAGCCUGUCGGGAGUGCCUAGAAGACAGUGGACAAAGAAAUUAGAAGCAAAUACUUGACCAACAUUUCUGUUCUACAGACUUGUUCCUUGUUUUAGUGUUGAGUGAUUAACCUUUGACUUUUAAUUUGUUUUCUUCUAGCCCUGGAUUGGCACCUUUGCUUUUAAAUGAGAAACUCAACUUAAAAUCUGUUGAAUGAAUUCACAAAAGUGCCAAACUUUGCCUUUUUUAUACACCACUAACUUGAAACUUUUUGGCAAUGUCUGUGUACUUCUGCUGUGCUGUAAAUUAGUUGAAUCUACUUGUGCUUUUUUUCUUAGAAAUUUUCAAUCUUGGAUAUAACUUUGUCUAUUCCUGUGUGCUAAAAAUCCGUGUUCCAUUGUAGACCAAAUAAUGACUUGUGUUUUUAAACAUUUUGAUCACGUUUGAGCACACGGUGAAAUGACAGUUUGUUUUUUAGGCCUUGAAACAGAUAAUGUUGGAAUUCUGCCACUUGCACAAAAAACCUGGUGUUUUUACUGAGUUUUUAUUGCUUGUAAUUGUCAUGCAAAUAAUUUUAUACAAUGCUUCUGUAAGACUGAUAGUGCUACAGUUUUUUUUUGCUGUGGUUAUUGAGUAGAAAUUUGAUAGAGGAUUUUUUAUUAUUUUGUUCCAGUGCCACUGCCUCCCUUUGAGAGGGUGGGGUCUUGGAUGUUGUCAGGGGUUGCUGUUCAGCAAACUGAUAAUGGGGAGGGGUGAUGAAAUGUGUGCCUGUACAGAUUAUUUUAUGUUGUUCUUUCCUACAGCCCCCAUUUCUUAACUGGAGAAUUCAAAUAUUAAAUGUGGUAAAUCAGAAAAUGUUCACAUGAAUUUUACUGUUUUUGUACCUUAUCAGAUCUAUGCAAAAUUUAAAUUGAGAUAUUAACUACUUUAGUGUGAAGUACUCCACGUAACCACUGAGUUCCAAUGUAAAUUGGACCAAACACAGUUUAUACUUCAACCACAAGAGGGUGGAUGGUUUAAUUCUUUGCAUUCCAAAUUUCAAAAUCAGUCUAGUUUGAACAUGAGUUGGGGUGGGAAGUGUAAAUUAAGAGGCCAGUGCAUUCCAGUGAUAGCUCAUGAUACUGCAGGAGACCAUAUGUUUUGUGAAGUUUCAUCCUGCUAUUUGCUCCAGACAUGGUCUGUCAGACCCAGGUAAUCACAGAUAAGCUACUCGAGGAUGUAACAUAUCAUGUGGUGUCUAAAUGACUUGUAACGAUAUGGAUAUCAGUGGAACUUUGGAGUGACCUGUAGCUGCAAUAUGCCAAGAUUUUGGCCACUGAAAAGAUACUGGGUUGCUGGUGCCCCUGGCACUCAGCAUGAUGCCCUGCUGCCACUGUGCCUUCAACCUGGAAGAUGUUGCCAUUUCUCUUCCACCUGGAAUUAGCUGCACAAGCUCUGAAACUUGAAAACGUUGUGUGCUAAUUGGCUGUGGUUUCAGGUCACUGUGUGUCCGACAACAUCCGUGUGAGCAAAAGGGAGUCUUGCCGCUCAGCUCUGUUCAGGAGGUUACCCUGAGUUCGUGUUGAUGCUGUAUCCCUACAGGAGGGAGUGUGUUUACUUUGACAAUCAAACUGAAAUUGCUCAUCAAGGAUUUAACUGUAGUUUGGCCUAGAUUCAUCUCAAGACAGUUAGUAUAUGAAAUAAGCAGAAAACCUGAAAGAGAACUUGUCGCCCAGUCUUGUAUAAGCCCUUGAAUUUCAAGAAAAUACAGUAAGUGGAAGGACCUAUGGGAGCAUUGCUAUACAGCAUGUUCUUGGAAUGCAAGUCCAAAGCUCCCGGAAAGUGCCAACACAAGUGGAUAAGGUGGUGGAGAAUGUGUAUGUCAUGCUUACCUUCAUUGGUUGGGGCAUAGAGUAUAAAAAAUUGGCAGUCAUGUUGCAGCUGUAAAAAUGUUUAAUUGGCUGCAUUUGGAACUUUGUGUGCUGUUCUAGUUGAGUGCUAUAGGAAGGAUAAGGCCCCUUUUUGGAGCGAGUACAUAAAAGGUUUACCAAGAAGUUUCCUGGAUUGGAGUGUAUUAACAAUAAGGAGAAGUUGGACCAUUUUUGCUAGAGCUUGGAGGCUAAAGGGUGACCUGGAUAAAAGUAUUUAAAAUGGAGAGGAGGGAAUAGUAUCUUUUUUGGCCCAAGGUGGAAAUGUCAGCCGCUAGGCGUCAUAGGUUUAAAGCGAGAGGCAAAAAGUUUUUAAACUAGGCAAGUUUUUUUGGUUUUAUACAGAAGGUAGAACCCACUGUCUGGGGAGAUGGUGGAAGCAGAUGCAUCAGCAAAGUUUGAGAAUGUUUAGAUACAUGAACAAGCAGGGAAUAGAGGGUUACAGACCAUGUGCAGGCAGAUGGGAUUAGUUUAGAGUGGUAUCAUGGUUAGCAUAGACUCUGAAGGGCUGAUUUUUGUGUUCCAUUUAUUUAUGAAGGCUCCAAUAGAAAGAUUGAAGGACAUAAAAUAAACACUGCCUUAAUGUCAGAUUUCCUCCCCCCCCCCCUUUCUUUAUACACUUGUUUAUCAUUUAAAACCAAGGAUUUUUUUAAUAGCAGCUACUUUAUUUAAAGAGAUGAAUUGCUUAUUAAAAAUGCAAAUUUGACACUUUUUGUUUUUUGAGAUGGAACUCUUGUUCGGGCCAUGUUACUUCCAAUCAUUUUGGUUGAGAUUGCUGCAUAUGGGUAGGGAUAGAGAGGUUGCUGAGGGAGGGACCAAUCAGGAGAGAUGGUUUUUCAUUGCUGUGUUUCACGUAUGGAACUGUAAUGAUAAAACAAAUGUUACAAUUUGUAUAUAUGUAACGUUGCUGUAAUAAUUGAUUAAAUUGCACUGUCUGUGA
Molecule: messenger RNA, 3505 nt
Organism: Stegostoma tigrinum
Lineage: Eukaryota; Metazoa; Chordata; Chondrichthyes; Orectolobiformes; Stegostomatidae
Product: CD99 antigen-like protein 2
Exons: 12
Coding region: 97-699 (200 amino acids)
Biological process (GO): T cell extravasation; positive regulation of neutrophil extravasation; homotypic cell-cell adhesion
Source: RefSeq, a predicted model, not a curated record